UUCUCCGAAGGGAUCAGGAAAAAAAAAGAAAAAUGGACGACCGGAAGUAGGCAGUGGUACACAACUGUCCUUAAGCUGAUGACAAUUAGACGCCUUCUACAUGAAAAUGUCGUCUGUGCAUAGACUGACAUUGUUAACUUGAAUUCGGAAUGGAUGCAGAACGCCAGGAAUCUCAGGAUGACCAAGAUGGAACUCGAUUCUGGCGAGAGGAACGAGAGGAAGGAGCUGUUUACAACACAUAUCUGAAGCGUGUCACUUAUUUGUCUCCAGCAAGGCUGGAAGAUGAGAUGGUGCGGGAAUUUUCUCAUCUAAUGUGGGAGACACAGAAGCUGCGAGUUAUCAAGGCAGGGACGCUGCCACGCUUGGUUGAGGCCCUUGCAACUGUGAGAGGAGAGCUUGACUCCUCAUACAUGAACAUCUUCCUUGCCACCUACCGCACAUUUGCAACACCUCUCCAGCUGCUUCAAGCCAUAGUUGACAGGUAUCAUCUGUUAAGGUCACAAAAUAAGAGAGGAAAAAGCGAACUUUUUGAACAACAACAGAAAACUCUAAAGUGUGUGUUGUCAGUAUGGCUUGACACAUAUCAUGAAGACUUUCGGGAAAGUCCAAACUAUCCAUGCCUUACUUUGUUGGAAAAUUUUGCGAGGGAAGUUAUUCCUGAUAGUGAUCUUGCUUCGAGAGCACACAAUCGCAUUGAAAGAUUGAAAAAGGAGGCUUCUAGUAAUGGAGCAGAAAACAUCCAGUUUCGCUUCUCCAUCUGUGAUGAAGUGGAUCGCAUGAUUGAUGAAGAAGCCCCCAAACCUUUGACAUUUCCUGACAUUUCACCAAGACUGUGUGCAGAACAGUUGACCCUUCGGGAUGCUGAACUGUUUAAGAAGGUUGUACCACACCACUGCUUGGGGGCUGUUUGGGGAAGAAGAGACAAGGGAGGUAAGGAUGCACCCAGUGUGCAGGCAACAGUUGAACAGUUCAACCGUGUCUCUUUACGCGUCAUUGCCACUGUCCUCAAACAUCCAGACCACCUCAAAAGUACUUCCCGUGCAAGACUUUUGCAGAAGUGGAUAAAUAUAGCACAGGAACUGAGAGAGCUUAAGAAUUUUUCAUCAUUACGAGCUAUUUUGUCAGGGCUACAGUCUCAUCCUGUGUAUCGGCUCCGGAGGUGUUGGUCUGCAGUUCCCAAGGAAACCAUUGUGCUGUUUGAUGAGCUGUCAGAUAUUUUCUCUGGUGAAAACAAUCAACUAAAUUCACGAGAGUUGCUAAUGAAGGAGGCCACUGCAAAAUUUCCAGACCUAGACUCCCAAAACAAAAGCUUAAAGAGGAAAAAUAUGCAGAAAAGGCGGUCAUGGAUUGAUAAUGGGACAGUACAAGGUACAGUUCCAUACCUGGGCACUUUCCUGACUGACCUCACCAUGCUGGAUACAGCUAUGCCAGACAUUACUGAUGAUGGGCUAAUCAAUUUUGAAAAGCACCGCAAAGAGUUUGAGGUGUUGGCGCAGCUUAGGCUUCUGCAGUCAGCUGCUCAGAUUUACAACAUCCAGUAUGACAACCGCUUCUGGGAGUGGUUUGACUCUAUUCGUAUCUACAGUGACACUGAAAGUCAUGAAAUGUCCUGUGCCAUUGAACCCCCUUCAGAGAGUAUAGCCAAGAUAAAGAAAAAGUCUGCAAGUUUUGCAGUGAGAGGGAGAUCUGAUUUCAAGUUUGGAACAUUCCUCUUUAGAUAUUAUUCAUGCAUUUCUGGAACAAAAGUGAGAAACUCAGGACCUAGCAUUUACUCUUGCUUUGCACGUAGACCUAGAUUUGCUUCGGAUUCCUCUCUCUCUAAGCGUCAGUCACCACGCCGGGAAGAUUCACUACACACAUUGUGUGACAGUUUGGGGCACAAGCCGUCAAAAUUUGACAGUUCGAGUACACCCCGCCUGGGCUUCUUUUGUGGAGGAGAGGAGCACAACAGCAUAUGUAGCAUCCCAGACACAAUUGCAGCUUCCAUUGGGCCUCUUGUUACUAUAUCCCAUUCUUCCUCCACAUCAUCGGUGCUUUCAUCAGAUAGUGAUAGUCAGACUCCCUUCAGAUCAUCUGAUACCUGCGUCAUCCGUGUCAGCAUGACCAGUGGGGACCUCAGCCCAGAUACCAAGACACAUGUGACACAUGUGUACAAAAGCAUCAUGCUUAACAACACCGAUCAUACAAAUACUGUGAUUGAGAAAGUCCUGGAGAAAUACUCAAUUGAUGAUAAGCCCGAUAAUUUCUGUCUCCUUCAGAUUCUUCCAGAUGGGGAACUUCUGAUUCCAGAGCGUGCCAAUGUGUUUUAUGCCCUCAACAAUUCUGUUGAUCUCAACUUCAUUGUGCGGAGACGUUCGGAACAAGAGAGCUUGAAAGACCGUAAGAAAGGUCGCAGACGACUGAAAAAAUUAUCAUUGUAGCAGCACUUUUUUUUUAAAAUAAGGGUGGGUGGUAAGCAUGUUGUUGAAUACCCAAAUGGAGAAUAGGAACAAUGUAAUGGCACAAGACUUUUUUUCUGAGAAAGUAACAGAUGUCAAAUGUAGUGUGUGCAUGUGUGUGUGUUUUCAGAGUACUGCCAGAAUGAGGAGGCAAACAGAUAUUUUCCAUGCUGUUCAUCUUUUUUUCUUGUAUAAUAUGGAUUGUGCAAUGUUCUUGCUGCUAUGGCUGAAAUUUGUGGUGAUAUUUAUGAGAUAGUGCAUGCAUAUUUCAGAUAAUGAAUUCCGCGAGGAGACUUGCUCAACAUGCUCAAACUCCUUCUCUGUCACUCAGAAAAUUCUCACUCAAGACACACAGUGUUACAGGCAUAGACUGAGGAAAUAUAUGAGAAGAAGAUGACACAAAAUUUGCAGUUUUCAUAAAAUAUUAUUGCCAAUGAUACAAAAUUUGCAGUUUUCAUAAAAUGUUAUUGCCAUUUGGCUGGCGAGGUAAAAAUAAAAAUGCAGUUUUUUUCAUUAGCUUUUCUUUUUGGGGACUGGUCUUUAUUGAAAUUAAGUCUAUCAGUGUUGUAAAUUUAACAAAUUUCUUAGCUUCAGUAAUUUGCAGGUGCAUUGUCAUUUUGUGGUAUAGUGGCGGGAUGUGUGUGCAUAUGUAGUCUCAAAUCGUUGUUUCCAACUUUUUCAUAUAUACUUUUUCAUCAAGAUAAUUUAAAUUACUAUUAAUGAAUUAAUUUUUUUAGUAAAAGAAUGCCAUCAUAGUAGAUCAUGAUAAAUUUCAGGAAGCAAACUUUUAUUUUAGCAUGUUAGUGAUCAACUUAAUGUAUUCUAUUAAUAUUCAUAAUUGAUAACUGAUGGUAAUUUUCAUGAGACAUUGAUGCAAAACUUUUUUUAACUUCUUUGCCUAUACUGCCACAUUUUAUGCUUCUGAGAUUAUUUAACACAGGCUCAGGGUAAGGUAAAUAUUUCACUAGGCGCACAGAAAGAUUAAGUCUUUUAAAAUAUAAAAUGUAAGAUGUGUUGAAUGGGUCUCGAGUCAAAAUGUCUGACAAACAUUAGUGGCACAAAAUGGAUGCAGUAGUGAUGGGUGCUUUGUACUGUAACAAUGAUAAGAAAUGCUUUUACUUACAGCUUUUGAAAAGUUUGUUUUAUCAGUAAGUGCAUGUGAAGGGAGAGAAUGUAGUCUGUCAACUAGAAAUCAACAAAGUUGGUUAUAGAUCAGAACCAUAAAAAGAAUUUCAGCAUGCUAAAGUUUUUGUGCAUUAGAGUAGUAAUCGGCGCUCUUAUUAAUCACAUUUUCUCCAUCCCUGAUGAACAUAUUUUUGGACAAAACAAAGAUGGAGAGGAGAAACAUUUUCAUGGCAGCCUAAAGGUGCUUUGCUGUGAUCUUUUUUUAAAACAAUAUGAAUGGCUACUGCACUCAUUCUGAUGCUGAUAACAGAGGGUUGUGCAUGGUAUUUGUGAAUUUUAGGAUUACCACUGUCCUGAUGGAAAUAUCACGUGUGAGUGAACGAUGGCAUUACCAGUGGGUCAGAAGGUUAGUCAAUCUCCCUGACCAUUCACAAGCUUCAGAGGACUCAAAAUAAUGCUAUCCAUUUUAUUUUCUGAAGGCGAAAAGCAGAACAUGCUACACUGCUCCUCCAUGAGGUACACUAGCUGCCAAUUUGAGCUUGUUAUAAUUACAAGAUCACCACACUGUCAUCACAGCUUGCCCUACAUACCUGUUAGAGCUAUUGACACCUUCAUAUCCGAGUCAAUCUCCGUUGCCAGCUUGUGACAUCUUCCUCUCUGUCCCACACAUGAAAUGAGGGGCCCACCAUUUAAAAUUCCCCGCCUCUUUUCUUCAAACUGUGUCUACAUUCAGAGCCCUCGUCCAGCCUCAAAACCCACCUCUUUUAGAAAUAUCUUUCAUGUGUCAGCGAACACUUGCAUUUACUUCUUAGUUAUUCAUCUUAAUAAUAAAUAUCAUUUUUAGAGUCCAUACACUUCAUUCAUGUUUGUCACAGUGUCAUCCACAAGUGUUUCUUUGUUGUUUGGUUAACUGUUGAUUUGCUUGUAGUCUUUCGUGCACAGCACAUUGAGCUUACCUUCACACAGGGAAAUGUACUCAAUAAAUUUUUUUAUCAUUAUUAUUGCUUAUGUUACUACUUUCAUCAUUUAAUUUAUGCUAUCCUUAAGCCGUAUUCACAUUACCAGGCUUAAUUAUUUCAGUAGCUGUUGUUUAAUGAAAGUUUUAAGUGGGACAUUUUUUUUUUUCCUUUUGCUUUUAGUAUUUGCUUUUGCUUUAGUUCAAGAUCCUAGGUGCUUCAGAAUGCAGCAGCAUUAUCGUUUCAUUUCAGUUUUUUAACUGAAUUAGUAUUAUACUUUUUAGGGGAGGGUUUUUGCUUUACAUCAGGUGUUUUAAUAGUUUGUUUCUAGUUUGUGACUUCUCUUUGUAGUAAUUGUAAAUAUGAAGGCAACGCAUGGUGUGUUAAACAUCUUUUAAGUAAAUUUUUUUUAUUAAAAUUACUCAUAAAUAUACUUGCAAGAAGUUUAAUAGUUAAUAGUGUACCUCAGUUAAAUUUUGAAAUAAAAUAAAAUGAGCUAUAUGUCAAAAUAUGAUAAUUUUAUAUGCAAAAGAACAAAUAUCAAACAGCAUUGCAGUCUGUUGUACUUCCACAGUGUUGCUCUAUGUGUCUGGGAAAAAAUUAUCUUGAAAUGCUGCAGACACAGUUUAUUUUUAACAUCUCACUCCAUUGAAAUCUUUGUAUGUUGUGUUAAAAGAAAUCCCAGAAGAUAAUAUACUGUUGAAGGUGUGUGUGUGUCCAUUUUUAUAAAACUGGCUAAAGUAUGUAAAAAAACGUGUACUUGUAUUCAUGCCACAUCAUGCAUUUCUUCAUUAAAAUUACCUUGAACAUGUUAAGUGCUGUAUGCUAAGGAAGUAUAACAACAAUGCACUAACAUUUGAAAUCAGUUAUUUGCACAACGUGAGGUAUAGUCUUUUCCUUAUCAUGCUUCUUUUACACUCAGGUAGCUAAGACAUUCUUCAUCUCAGGUGAAUUGAUAUCAUGACUGGUUUUGAGACUUUGUGGUAGGAACUACAGCAACAGGUUGCUAGGGAUGAGUGUACAAAGUAAAAAAUUUUUAGUUAUUUUUGUUCUUGGAUCCUUAUAGCAUCUACUAAAAAUAAGAAGUAACUUUAUUUUCUCAGACUUUAAGUUAUUGCUAUUAUUUUGAAGACCCAUGAAUCAUCUAUAUUCAAACUAUUUUCUUUCCCUUUUCUGCUGUUUUCUCUCUUAGAUUGACCAAAAAUGUUAUCAGUCUCUACUUUGUCGUUAUAAAAUGCAGUCAAACCUCACUAACUGAACUCCCACUGGCUGAUGUAUAUAUUCUGCUGUUUGAACUCAUUACAAAUCAAGCUUUUGGUCUAACAAAACUGAUUCAGAGUUAAGUCAUAUUCUGCAUCUGUAAAGCAUGUGUACAUGUUUUGAAUGGUGUUUCAAACAUUCGGCAUGGCCAACCCAUGUCCAUUGGCCUAAACGGCUUUUGUGGAGGAAAAAAUUUGGCAGAGAAGAUUUUUCUCAUUACCAACAAAUUUGCUUGGUUCAGUUAUGACUAGUCUGUUGCCUCUGAAUAAAGAAAAUCUCUAAAUAAAGGAAAUAGGGUUUCUACUGUCAAAACCAUUUUUUCAGAAAGAGGUUUGACUGUAUACACUGUCCUCCAUUUAUCAACAUGCCAGUUUGCAUAAUCAGUACCAAAGUUGGUUUUUUGGGUUUUUUAACAAACCCACCAACAACUGGAUAUUUCUCAUGCCUUAUGACACUAGAUUCAAUGAACUUGGAAUGACAGUAGCUUGUUUCAGAAAUUGUUGAAGUCUUCCUGAAGGCUGUUCUUAACCAGGCAAGUAUGGAUAAACAUUUCACCAAAUUUUGCGAAGUUUACUGGACAGUUAUAUAUAAACUUGGUCAAACAUUUGUCCAUAUUGGUUUGGUUAAAAACGACCUUAACAUUUGGUAUUCAGCUUUCACCCUUACUUCAUUCAAUUUGCUUGUUGAAAGGUUCAUUUCUAAUAAUGCCUUGAAGAAAUAUGUUUGAAAUAAACAUGUAUGAUCUUCCCUCCUUUAAGCAGAAACAAAAUCACAGAUUGGGCAGUUUAUAAUUUUAACUGCUUAUGUAAUUAGUGGUAAAAAAGCAGAAAUCUUAAUUACACUUCCUUGACAGAGAAAAGUAUGAAAACUAUUUAUCUGAAUGGAAAGGAGAGAUAAGGGUAAGAAGUAAAAUUGCUUUAGAUAUGUAUACACCUGUCAUGACUGUGAUUAUAAUAUACUGAAAAAUAAGAGGGUAUUCCAGAUUUUUAAUCUGACUUUGUUGUUGGUAAAUGUUUAACAUUUUAUAGUGACUUUUCCCCUUCCCAUUAGUAAAAGGUUUUAUGGGCAUUCAUUUUUUGCAUUUUCUUUCCUUAGCUUGAGUUAAAUGCUUCACGUUUUAUACAACUUUUAUGUUUUUUUAUUUACAUGUAAAAUGUUUGAACAGUUCUGCUUUUUUCAAGUGCAAAAACUGUUGCUCAAAACUAUUUUUAGUUGUGCAGUUGUAGACUAUUCACGCUUUUGCUCCAUCUUUAUUGCUUUUAAUAUAGCAAUGUUUUAAGUGUAGUGGGUGUGUAUAAUCAUAUUUUAAAAAUAAAUUUUCUCAUUGAGAAUUGAAUCAGUUGUUUAAAUGAUUUGUAUAAUCAUAAGAAAAUGCUGAUAACCUUCACAUGUAUAUUAUCCCAGUCUUCCAACAAAUAUCAAAUGGUGUUGGUCAGUAGCUUCAGAUAUGUGUAUACAUGUUUAGUGUUAGUAUAUGUUGUAAAAAAAAAUUAUAUCGAUGAGGAAGAACCCAUGAAGUAUGCACUUCCUGUACAAAGGUGCUGAAGUUGGAAAACAAUAGACAGUCCUGUAUAACAAAAACAGUUUCUACAUAGCUUCAGAAUAAGACUGUAUCUACAGACUAAUAUAAUCAUGCCAGGUUCCAUGUGUUGGUGUAUCCAUAAAGUUGUUAGCACACCACCUAGUUAUUAUUAUUGAAAGUUAUUUGGUGGUGACGUGCUUCAGUUUAGGUAUUUUAUUAACAUAGUUUUGUUUAUUUCUCUGUACAAUAUAUUUAAAUGUUGGGAGUACAAGUUUUAUAGAACAAAAUGACCAUGCUUCAUUUUUCAAAUGUCUGGCUGUCUGAAUGUGCAAUGAUGUGUGCUAUAUUUUGUAGUGCAAAUGCUAUAAUUGAGGCACAAUUUGUAUAAAACUUCAAAAUGACAUUCUGAUGGUCAUUUUGAUUUUCAUGUUAUGCAUGAUUUUUUUUUUAUUGCCAUAGACUGAGACAAAUAGUGAUGCCUUAUUUAAACGAGAGUUUGGCUGGCUGUAAAGUUGAAGAUGGAAAGAAAGGUGGUUUUCCAGAUGAGUUUUUUGUUUAACACUUCAUGACUCAGACAGUGCCAUGGAACCACUCUUUACAAGUGGUAAUUUCUGUUUCCCUAUUCAUCUGCCAUUGUGUCUCAAUGUAGGCAAAAAUUCAGAAAAGACCUGUACAUAAAACAUGCCACACCCACUGGCAGCUGAAUUGUAAUCUUCUUUUAUCCCUUAAAAAAAGGCUUAAUGAAAAUUGUUUUUCUGAUUUGUUUUUGUGAUUUAUGUGUGACUUUUAAAUUUUAUGUCUAGUCUUUGGUAACUAUUGCCUCUUACAAUAAUAGGAAACCUGACCCUGACUGUACCAUACUGUCUCACAGUUACUGAUGUGGAGCAGCCUCAUUAGAGAUGGGAACAAUUGUCAUUUUGCUGUGAUAACAAAUGGUCCUACUGUCACCUCGGCUAGUUGCGUUUUCUAUUAAAAAGUAGACUGUAGAAAGAUUUAAUCAUGAGAUUUUGUUUUUCAGUUAGAUUAUUAGAUUAUGAAAGAUUUUUGAGCAGGACUAUUGUUGAAAAUGUGUGAUACAAGGAUACUAUGUUUAGGUGUUUAUAUUCCAUGAUGUUUUGUUUAAAGCUGGAUAUCAACUCGACACCAUACAGUUCAACAAAAUUAUAGGCUAUGAUUUUAUCUUUUAUUCAACUGGUACUUCAUAAGGUCACAAGUGUUAAACUAAUUUAAGUGGAUGUUUUUAAUCGCAUGGUGAAGUUGAGAAUAUUUUAAUAAAAUCCUUUGAAAUGUUCCAAACCAUUGAUGGCUCUUGUAUUAUUCUAUUAUUUUUAUUAUUGAUCUUGUGAACAUUUUUCCGUUGUGCUGCUUGAAAGUGUCUACACUUUAAUAAUAUAUGAAAAAUAUUUCUUUAAACUCUACAAAUCUGUAACAACUUUGCUGUGGUUUUCAUGUGUAACAGAUGACAUGUGCGUGUUAUCCAGCAAGGAAAUGGUAGAUGUUUGUUUUACAAGGUUUUUAAUCUAUAAUUUUUGCACUUUUUUCUGGCCUGAAAGGUUGUAAGGGGUAGUGGGGAGGAUUUGGCUUCUGGUGGCCUUGUUUUGUUUCUUUGCUGUUUUCUACAGUCUUAUUUCCAACUCCAUUUAUGUGUCACUUUUAGAAGUUUGCUCAAUGCUAAGGGUGUGCUAUAAAAUGGCCCAUUUUACUAGUCAACCAUUAUGAAUGUAAAUUAUGAGGACUUGCUAAACAUGGAACAGAAGCCUUCAAGUUUAGGCUAUAAAAUAGAUGUGCACAGAUAUAGAUAACAUUUUGUGACAACAUAGUUUCAAAAUGAUUAUCGUGAUGCUGUAAUGCAUUUUCAGAGAAUAUUUUACUGCUGUACUAAUACUGUAUUCAAACCUGGUGGUGGUGAUUAUUUAACGCAUGAGAGAUAUAAGAUGCUUAGUGUCCUGACUGCUCCAGGCACCCAAAGUUCCAGCUUAACAGAGUGUACAAAUUAUGAACUUCAGCUCUAGAAAGUGUUUUAGGCAAAAGAAAAGCAAAAAAAAAAAAAUCGAUGCCGUUUUUCUUUUAGAGGAAAAGGAUCAAAAAGAAUGACAAGAAUCAAAGCAACGUAGAUUCCCCAAUAGGUGCAUGUAGUACCACUGCCGAGUUUGUUUUAAAACCAGUGACAGAUGAUCAGUUCCUACUAUGAUGCCUUUUGAAUGAAAAUCCACUUGAGUGAGGUGUGAUUAGUUGAAGCAAAAUCACCCUUGUGAACAGAAAAUGAAAGUACUAUAUAAUGUCAGGAGGAUUAUGUUGCUUUGUAAUCAUUUAAUGAUGCUUUUGCCAAAUGAAUGUAUAAUGACUGGAAAAUAAUAUUACAGAUGUGUCAGAAAUACCUUGAGAUCAACAAGGCAUCAACAUUAAUCAAGUACAUGAAGCAUAUCUACAUAAUAUGUAUAUGUAUGAGUGUUUGUAUAUAUACAUAAUGUAGUCUUUUUUUUUUUGUCUUUUAUGUGACAAAUUUGAAGUUGUCUUUUAUUCAGAAUGUAGAAUUGUCUAUAUAUUUAUGAACAAUGUCACUAUAGUCUUUUGAAUAUGGUGAGUAAAGUCGAUUUGAACAAGUUGCA
Pomacea canaliculata is the source of this 9910-nucleotide messenger RNA. Its product is annotated as ral guanine nucleotide dissociation stimulator-like 1. The record is from RefSeq and is a predicted model, not a curated record. Gene Ontology annotation, molecular function: guanyl-nucleotide exchange factor activity. Gene Ontology annotation, cellular component: plasma membrane. Lineage: Eukaryota; Metazoa; Mollusca; Gastropoda; Architaenioglossa; Ampullariidae. The transcript has 19 exons. Gene Ontology annotation, biological process: Ras protein signal transduction; positive regulation of GTPase activity. Bases 150 to 2420 code for a protein of 756 amino acids.